This is a messenger RNA of Polistes canadensis, 1556 nucleotides long. RefSeq lists its product as uncharacterized. The record is from RefSeq and is a predicted model, not a curated record. NCBI's taxonomy places the organism in Eukaryota, Metazoa, Arthropoda, Insecta, Hymenoptera, Vespidae. The coding region runs from base 113 to 1495 and encodes 460 amino acids. The transcript has 8 exons.
AUUAAUAUGAAAAAAUAUAAAUGAUUAUUUUAAUUGUAAAAAAAUUAUGUACUCGAUUAGAUAUUGUUAAGUAAAAAACGUUGAGAUAAAAGCUGUAUUAGAGCUGCACGUGAUGCAUUUUCAUUUUACAGUUAUAUUAUAUUGUACAGUAUACCCAGUUGGAGUUUUUCGAGAACUUGCUAAUUAUUUCUACAGCCCGAACAAACAGAGACCGUUAUUAGUCCUACAGAAUGCGAAGAGGCCAGAUAUUCUUUUAAAGAUGUUCAGUAUAAUGUUAACUGUAUUAUUUCUUAUAUUCUCUUUCGUAAAUGGUCAAUUUUUUGAUCACAAUAACACAAUAACGAAUAAUGAAAGUUUGGAUAACGUGUCAUAUAAUCCUUACAUGAUACGACAGAAAAAAUUUUUUCCAUUCUUCAGUGUCAUACGAUUUGCUAACUCUCAAUGUCUAGCAAGUAAUUCACUUAAUGGCACAUGUUUUACACGACGAGAAUGUAAUAGCUAUGGUGGUACACCGUCCGGUACAUGUGCAAACGGUCUUGGUAUUUGCUGCAUCUUUCAAAAGACAUGCGGAUCUACCACGAAUAUAAAUAACACAUACUUUAUUAAUCCAGGCUAUCCUACCACUUAUAAAGGAGGAGAACGAUGUACGAUAACAAUAAAUAAAUGUAACUCUGAUAUAUGUCAGGUAUUGACACGGAUAAAAUUAAUUUUUCAUGUAGCUGUAAUAUGUGCAUCAUUAUUAAAUCCCUAUUUAUAUUUGCAGAUACGUUUAGAUUUCAUAGAUUUUAGUUUAGCCCAACCUAAUGCAAAUGGAACGUGUGAUUUUGAUUUGUUUUUGGUAUCCGGAGCAUCGUCGUCGGUACCACGUAUAUGUGGGGAAAAUUCUAAUCAGCAUGUAUAUGCAGAUUUUAAUGGAGCAUCCCCAAUUACCAUUUCAAUAGGAACAAAUGCAGAUUAUCCGUUUGAUCGUCGUUGGAAUAUAAGAAUACAACAAAUAGCAUGUGAUUCUUUAUGGAGAGUUCCUAAUGGAUGUUUACAAUAUUACAAAUCAGUAUCAGACACGGUAACAAGUUUCAAUUACGGUACAACUGUGAAUUCAAGAGAACCGUCCGUAGGUACUAGAGAAAUGGUUAAUUUAAAUUAUGGUGUUUGCGUUAGAAUGGCAUUAGGUUACUGUAGCAUCGAGUGGUCGCAAAGCGAUAUAAAUUCAUUUUCUAUUUCUGAGGAUACAGGUGGUAUAGAUCCAACUAUAAUAGGAACUUCUGCGGUAGCGGAAUCUGGAUUAAACUGUACUGAUGAUUUUGUUAUUAUACCAAAUCCAAGUGAAAACGGUAUUCCUCUUAAUACAGAACGUUUCUGUGGAAAUGCUUUUACAACCAAAACAUCUACUUUAAAACCAUUCGUACUUUAUGUUGUUACAAAUGACAAUGACGUUAAUGACACACAGAAUAAGGGCUUUAAAUUAAGGUAUCGUCAAUUGCCGUGUGCUGUGUAAAAAAUAAAUAUUUCAUAUAAAUAUGAACAGGUUUAAUUAGAUGUAUUAUUUAAAACUGUUA